AUGAGUGGAAAAAUAAAGUUGUUCAAUGAGUCUGACCAAGAAGAACCGGAAACAGUCGAGUUCCGAACUAAUAAAAGCUACGCCAAGCAUUAUGAUGAGUUCCGUAAAAAGGAAAUUCUUGGUCAAUUAAAAAACUAUGAAGCGGAGGCGGAAUCAUCUGACUCCAGUGAAGACGAAACGACCGAUGAAGAGAUUGUCGAUGCGGAGUUUGAUAAAGAAUUCUUCAAGACACUUGCCUUUCUGAAGCGCAAGGAUAAGAACAAGUAUAAUGAACAGCAUGCGUUUUUUGAAAACGUGAAGCCUAUUGAGGAGGUGGCACUUACAAAGCGACGUCGCAAAGAAAAGCCGAUGACGGUUAAAGAUUAUGAGCGAAAAGUGAUUUUAGAAAAAGGUGGCGUAUUUGAAGAUGAAGAAGACGACGAUGCUUCAGAAGCAGCGCAACGUGCUGAGUCGCCUUCGUUGGUAGAAGAAGAGAAAAAGAUAAAAGACGAAAUCAAACAAGCUUUGAGUAAAAUUGACGAUGAAGACAGCGAUGGUGAAGCAACGGUAAAAAGUUCCAAAGGUGGUGGUUUGCUAAAGGAACGAGUCAAAAGUAAGGAUGAAACAGAAAAGGAGCAAUCUGAUUAUAUUCAAUGGCUGACGGACAAGAAGGUAAAGGAACCCACAAGUGAGGACGUCAAAGGCUUGGAACCAUUGAAGCAGUUUUGGAACAAUGAAAAAUUGUCCAAAGAGGAUGCUUUUUUGAAGGAUUACAUUCUGAAUAAGCGAUUUGUACAAAGUGGCGCUGAAAUCCCCAGCUAUGAUGAAAUAGUGGCUACAUCGGAAGACGAAGAAGAACUAGAGAAACAAGAAGAGUACGAGCGAAAGUAUAACUUCCGUUUCGAAGAGCCCGACACGGAUUUUAUCAAGCAGUUUCCUAGAACGGUAGAUGAUUCGGUUCGUGUGGAACGCAACAAGCGCAAAGAACAGAGAGCAUUGUUGAAGGAGCGUAAGCAGCAAGAAAAAGAGCAACGUCGUCUUGAACUAGAUGAACUUAAGGCUGUAAAACUGAAGGAAAUUCGCGAGAAAAUUCAAAAGUUGAAAGAAAUUGCGGCUACGGAAAACUUGGCUAUGAAUGAAGACGAUUUGGAAUCGGAUUUCGAUCCUGAAGAACACGAUCGCCGAAUGCAAAGGAUGUUCAACGAUGAGUAUUACGGCGUGGAUGAGGGCGAUCAGAAGCCCGAAUUUCCUGACUUGGAUGCAGAGCUGGGCAUCGAAAACUACGAUGUAGAACGUUUGGACGACAACGGUGAUGAUGGUGGUUAUGAUGAACCGCACUGUGAGGAUGACGAUUUUGUAAUGGAUUGUGACUUUGAAGAAAAGUCAAACUCAAAAAAUGCAAAAGAAACUCUUCAGCAGGAGCUGCUUGAUUCUACCAAGACCGGGAAGAAAAAAAACCGCCGCCAAUCUAAGUUUCGGGAAGUACUGAAAGCCGAAAAGCCUCUUUUUGAUCCGGAAGAUGAAAAAACUUACGGUGAAUAUAUAGAUGAAUACUACAAGCUAGACUACGAGGACAUGAUUGGCGAUGUUCCGUGUCGCUUUCGAUACGUCGAAACAGUCCCGAAUGAUUUCGGCUUAACCAUAGAAGAAAUUCUAACAGCCAACACGAGAGAUCUUAACAAAUGGGCUAGCGUGAAGAAAACUGUCCAGCUACGUCCUAAACACAUUGAAGAGAAUGAGAAAAACAUGUACCGCCGCAAAGGUGCGAAUUUGGAGUUGAAGCGAAAAAUUAUGCCAAGUCUUUUUAUUGAAUCUGAUAACGAAGAAGCAAUCGAUGAAGAAAUUCAAAAACGCAAACAAGAAGUUACUGCUCAAAGCCCUAUAGAUAAGGUUAAAGCAAAGGAUAAAACAAGCACUGGCCGAUUGAAUCUUCAGGGCGAAAAAGCAUCCAAAAAUACUAAAUCAUCGAUCAAUGAUUCUCAAAAUCAUGAAACUGACACAAGUAAUAAAAAAUGUAAGAACAAAAUCAUUAGGAGUUGUGAGCAGAGCUCUACUCACAAGGAAGAUGAACAUGAAAGUAAACUUAAUUUUAAAAAUCAGCGCAAACGUACAUGGGAUCAUGAGGCAGGAACAUCACGUUCCCAACAGAAGAAUGCAUCUUGGAACAAUCGAGAUAAGCCACAUUUCGAACAGAAUAAGCAUCAAAAUGGUCACAAAAAUGGAUUUAAAACGAAUGAUGCUGUGGGUUCAAAAAGACCAAAGAAAGAGGAAAGUGCAGCAGAUCAACGGUUACGGGCCUUCGGAUUGAAUCCUAGAAAAUUCCAUAAUAAACAAAUUUACAGCAAGCAGCGCCAGACGCAAGCAUAA
Molecule: messenger RNA, 2346 nt
Organism: Anopheles nili
Lineage: Eukaryota; Metazoa; Arthropoda; Insecta; Diptera; Culicidae
Product: protein KRI1 homolog
Exons: 2
Coding region: 1-2346 (781 amino acids)
Biological process (GO): endonucleolytic cleavage in ITS1 to separate SSU-rRNA from 5.8S rRNA and LSU-rRNA from tricistronic rRNA transcript (SSU-rRNA, 5.8S rRNA, LSU-rRNA)
Cellular component (GO): 90S preribosome; nucleolus
Source: RefSeq, a predicted model, not a curated record